AUGCACGCCGUCUGUCAGGUGGAUGCUGUCGGAAAUUUGGUGGCCGUGUCGGCCAUGAAUGAAUCGAUUACGGAAACGAGCACGAUCAAACUGCCGUUCGCCAGUUCCUCGAAAGAUCUCGCUGCCCAAGAUGAAGAUGACGAAGAGGAUGAAGAUGAACAGUCCGACAGUGAAUAUUCCGAUGAACCUGACGGUGACGUCGCGGUGGCCGUGUCAUUUAAAUUGGCGCGGAAACCGUCGAAGGGGAAGGGCUGCGGAGGGCGCAGUGCCGCUUCCAGCCGGAAGACGUCUAUUGCCUUGGAUCCCGUCAAAGACUUCCUCGACAAGGCGCGGGACGAGUUCAAGCAGCGGUGGGAGAACCCGGCACAGAACACAGCAACACUCGAUGACUUUGACCGGAUCAAGACGCUGGGCACCGGAUCUUUCGGCCGGGUGAUGCUGGUCAAGCACAAGGCGUCCAGCAAUUAUUAUGCUAUGAAAAUUUUGGACAAACAAAAGGUCGUAAAGCUGAAACAAGUGGAGCACACGCUGAACGAGAAGAAAAUCCUGCAGGCCAUCGAUUUCCCCUUUCUCGUCAACAUGACAUAUUCAUUUAAGGAUAACUCAAAUCUGUAUAUGGUGCUGGAGUUCAUCAGCGGCGGCGAGAUGUUCUCACAUUUGCGGCGUAUCGGCCGGUUUUCCGAGCCGCACUCCCGGUUCUACGCGGCACAGAUCGUGCUCGCUUUCGAGUACCUCCACUCGCUCGACCUCAUCUACCGAGAUUUGAAACCGGAAAAUCUGCUCAUCGAUUCCACCGGGUAUAUCAAGAUCACCGAUUUCGGUUUCGCGAAGCGGGUGAAGGGCCGUACAUGGACAUUGUGCGGAACGCCCGAAUACCUCGCACCUGAGAUCAUUUUGUCAAAGGGCUACAACAAGGCCGUCGACUGGUGGGCCCUCGGUGUGCUAAUCUAUGAAAUGGCCGCCGGAUACCCGCCAUUCUUCGCCGAUCAACCCAUCCAGAUCUAUGAGAAGAUCGUCUCCGGGAAGGUGAAAUUCCCGUCGCACUUCUCGACUGAGUUGAAAGACCUGCUAAAGAACUUGUUACAAGUCGACUUGACGAAACGGUUCGGAAACCUGAAGAAUGGUGUCGCUGAUAUCAAGAACCACAAGUGGUUCGGCUCCACCGAUUGGAUCGCCAUCUACCAGCGCCGGAUUCAACCGUCAUCGUUCGCCAAACAAGAGCAGGGCCGUCUCUUCGCCGCUCUCUACCCAAAAAUCGAGGGCCCAGCCGACACGAGGCAUUUUGUCGAGGAGACCAAGGAGGAGCCACUCUCCGUCUCGGCCGUCCCGCUCGAAGUCGACACCUUCGCCGAGUUC
Messenger RNA from Mesorhabditis spiculigera, 1356 nucleotides. NCBI's taxonomy places the organism in Eukaryota, Metazoa, Nematoda, Chromadorea, Rhabditida, Rhabditidae. The record is from the annotation of a GenBank genome assembly.